AAAAAAAAAAAAAAAAAACAAACCCUACGGUGCGACCCUACCAAUCCUCGUUUCCAAACAGUAUGACAAACUAGAAACUUCGUUUCUCUCGCUCACUUGUUUCUUAUUUCACAAAAUCACAUUGCAAAUGAAAUUUCAGAAUUCAACCACUACGAUCUCAAUUAGCCAAUUUACAUAGUUAUCAAAUUCUCGGGGGGUUUUUUUAGGGUUUUGAUUCUUCGGGGAAAAGAGGAGAUGAAUUUGGGAGAUUUGCACAAAGUAUGGGAAAUCAAAGCCCUAAAGAAACCAGGAGAAGAAGAAGCCAAGAAGAUGCUUGAGAAAAUAGCCAAACAAGUCCAACCCAUUAUGCGUAAACACAAAUGGCGUGUCAAGGUCCUCUCCGAAUUCUGUCCAAAUAACCCAGCUCUUCUGGGGCUGAACGUAGGAGGUGGAGUGCAGGUGAAAUUGAGGCUUCGUAGGCCAAACAGAGAUUGGGACUUCUUUCCAUUUGAUCAGGUCCUGGAUACUAUGCUUCAUGAACUAUGCCACAAUGUUCACGGUCCUCACAAUGCCAAUUUCUAUAAGCUUUGGGAUGAGUUGAGAAAGGAAUGCGAGGAGCUGCUUUCCAAGCGAAUAAGUGGCACGGGCGAGGGAUUUGAUCUUCCAGGGAGGCGUUUGGGUGGGUUUUCCCGCCAGCCUCCUCUUUCUUCUCUACAUAAAACUGCCUUAGCUGCUGCAGAAAAAAGAGCAAAAAUGGGAACUAUUCUACCAUCUGGACCCCAACGGCUUGGUGGUGAUAGCACCAUUAUGGUUGCACUCAGUCCAAUACAAGCUGCAGCGAUGGCUGCUGAAAGGAGGUUGCAGGAUGAGAUAUGGUGUGGUUCUCAAUCUGCUGAGGUUUAUGAGGAUGGAGAAUGUAGCACAUAUAUGGCCGAAAACCUUGAUAAUAAGUGGCAAACUGCAGGAAGCUCAAGGCCAGAUAAUGGUAAAAAAAGAGGUCUUGAACCAAAUAACAGUAGUAUCAUAGAUUUAUCUACAGAUGUUUCACUGUCUGGAUCAAUUUUUGUCCAUGGCACCAACCCUAAAAAGAGAGCUUGUAACUCGUUUAAGAAUUCAUCUUGUGAUUCUAGUUUUGUGGAUUUAACUGGUGGUUCAUCUCUAGGGUCCAUUCCUACUCAUGAUAUGACUCAUAAUCCGGAGGAACAUGCAAUGUGGGAAUGCAGAGCCUGCACAUUAUUGAAUCCACCGUUAGCCCCAGUUUGUGAGCUUUGUUGCACAGAAAAGCCCAAAGAUGCAAGUACCAAGUAUAAAACAUGGUCCUGCAAAUUUUGUACUUUGGAGAACAGUAUUAAGUUAGAGAAAUGCUCAGCUUGUAGCCAGUGGAGAUAUUCAUAUGGUCCACCAGUGUCAACUCCGGCACCCAAUCUUGGCACUUGAGAGGUACAAUCUAAGCAGAUGGUCUGUGAACUACUAUCCCAAUCAAUUGAUCAUUCUGAUGAAUGAUCAAUUUUUGGCAAUGCCACAUAACUCUGUUUUGUUUAAUGAAAAGAUCAGCACUAUUUCGUCAGAUUGACAAAGUAUACAUUUGUGUAAUUCUCUCUCCAUUUUUCUGAAUUCCCAAAAGGUAAUUUUGUCCCGAUUUA
Molecule: messenger RNA, 1622 nt
Organism: Jatropha curcas
Lineage: Eukaryota; Viridiplantae; Streptophyta; Magnoliopsida; Malpighiales; Euphorbiaceae
Product: zinc ion binding protein
Biological process (GO): DNA repair
Cellular component (GO): nucleus
Molecular function (GO): metallopeptidase activity
Source: RefSeq, a predicted model, not a curated record